CGUCACGUGAUCUGGCACUCAUUAACUUCGGAGUUGGCACUCCCGGCACAAAUGCGCUAUAGUUUACUAAAACGCUCGAAUGUUAUGAGCUCGAAAUGGUUGCGAUGCCGCUUCCAAAAGGCUGAUUCGUCGGUCAAUUUGAUCUGCUUUCCCUGGGCGGGAGGCGGAACCAGCUACUACACGGGUUCGUGGGGACGGAAGCUACAAAACACAGGGAUCGAAGUCCAUGCUGUAUGCUUGCCUGGGAGGGAGAACAGAUACAAGGAACCAUUCUAUCAAGAUUGGCAAGCAUUAGUUUCUGACUUUUGCAAAGACAGCCACAAAGAACUUGGGAGAAAGCAGUUCGCCUUUUGGGGACACAGUUUUGGGGCACUUUUUUGUUAUGAGGUUGCUGUUAAGUUAAAGUAUCAAUAUGGAAUAGAAGCUUGUCAUUUACUUGUAUCUGGAGCAAGUGCCCCACAGAUUCCGAGACCUUCCCGAGGAUAUAACGACCUUUCAGACGAAGAUUUGGCGGAGCGUCUCCGAAGUUGGGGCGGAACUCCGAGUGCGAUACUAGAAAAUAAAGAGAUAAUGGACUUGAGUGUAAAAAUGCUACGUGCAGAUCUCACGCUUUUAGAGAAGUACAGGUACUCAGGGGAAUCAACGGAGUCGAUUCUCUCCUGUCCAAUAACGAGCUUCGAUGGGGAUAAAGACCUUCACGAAAAAAAAGGAUUCAGUGAACUUACGACUGGGGAAUUUUCCAGUCACGUGCUCCCGGGCGGACAUUUUUAUUUCUUCAACAACGAGCGGCCCCUUCUGGACUUGAUAGAAAGCCAUCUUCUCCCUAUAUUCUCAAAGUCAGCAACAGCGACGUCACGAUGAUAAAGAAUAAAACCUGUAAAAAAAAUGUCGACAACAACGCAGAGUUGUUUAAAAAAAAACGAUAUCUCGGCAGGCCAAUACCUGCCUUUUUCAGGUUAUAAAUAAGUUACAGUGGCAUGUUACAGCUAGUAUAUAUGUACAAAGUUCAUUGAUGAUUAAACUUACAAACGAUAAAAAUA
Nematostella vectensis (starlet sea anemone) is the source of this 1040-nucleotide messenger RNA. RefSeq names its product S-acyl fatty acid synthase thioesterase, medium chain. Bases 52 to 861 code for a protein of 269 amino acids. The record is from RefSeq and is a predicted model, not a curated record. Lineage: Eukaryota; Metazoa; Cnidaria; Anthozoa; Actiniaria; Edwardsiidae. The transcript is spliced from 5 exons. Gene Ontology annotation, biological process: lipid biosynthetic process.